Messenger RNA from Oncorhynchus nerka (sockeye salmon), 8005 nucleotides. RefSeq names its product collagen alpha-1(XI) chain-like. Gene Ontology annotation, biological process: extracellular matrix organization. The record is from RefSeq and is a predicted model, not a curated record. Gene Ontology annotation, cellular component: collagen type XI trimer. Bases 243 to 7343 code for a protein of 2366 amino acids. Gene Ontology annotation, molecular function: extracellular matrix structural constituent conferring tensile strength. The transcript has 66 exons. Lineage: Eukaryota; Metazoa; Chordata; Actinopteri; Salmoniformes; Salmonidae.
AAAGCCCAAACACCUUCAGUCUAAGGGCUGGGGCUGAGGGAGAGAGGAGCAGGAGGGCCCAGUUUGGCUCUAAAGAAAAAACAGUACCGUUUUGCACUUAUGGCUUUGUUGUAGUAACUGAAAUUACCAACAACAACUCUGUCCUUUUUCUGUAUUUGUGGAAGGAAAAGGACCUACAUUUUGUACUGAAAAGUCGCCCGUUUUUUUUUCUUUAGGAGCUUUGAGUAGCUGAGUGAGUGACAAUGGAGAUGAAAAGAUGGUCCACAAGGUGGAAAACGAAAAGGUGGCUGUGGGACCCCACUCUAACCACCAUCGUCACUAUCACUUUCCUUCUGCAAGCCGUCAAUGUUAAAGCAGCUGACCCAGUGGAUGUACUCAAGGCUCUGGACUUCCACAGCUCUCCGGAUGGCGUCCGUAAAGUCACGGGCUUCUGCUCUCACCGGAGAGGAUCUAAACCUGACAUAGCCUUCCGCGUGGGGAAGCAGGCCCAGAUCAGCGCUCCCAGCAUGCAACUCUUUCCAGGAGGAGUGUUCCCAGAGGACUUCUCAGUGAUGUUCACCAUCAAGCCCAAGGCAGGCAGACAGUCUUUCCUGCUGUCUGUGUAUAACGAGCAGGGGGUCCAGCAGCUGGGUGUGGAGGUGGGACGCUCUCCUGUCUUCCUGUACGAAGACCAACAUGGGAAACCUUCCCCAGAGGAUUACCCACUGUUCAGAUCCAUCAACCUCGCUGACGGCAAAUGGCAUCGCGUGGCCAUCAGUGUGGAGAAGAAGAGUGUGACCAUCAUUGUGGAUUGUAAGAAGAAGCUGAGCAGGCCGCUGAAGAGGAGCGACGGGGCGGCCAUCAACACUGACGGCAUCACCGUGUUCGGAACCAGGAUUCUGGACGAAGAGGUCUUUGAGGGUGACAUCCAGCAGCUGCUGAUUGUGGCCGACCCGCGGGCAGCGUACGACUACUGUGAACACUACAGCCCCGACUGUGAAACGCCUCACCAGGAGCAGCCACAGGCACAGGAACCAGAGGAUGAGUACAAUUCAUACGACCUAGAGUACAGUGAGGUCUAUGACUACAGUGAAGGAGGAGUGGCCACUGAAACUGCCCCAACCGAAGGAGCACCUGCACCUGAGGCAGUUGCUGUGGAUGCAGAUGCUGUGGAUGGAGAAUACACAGCCUACGACUACGGCACGGUGGACAGCGCUCAACCGGCUGAGAACCCUACAGACUCAACCGCUCCAAUCCUGAACUAUGACGAGGAAAUAGUUGAUGAUUACAUCACAGGCGUGGAGAAGGUUGGCGCCGACCCUACCACUGCCGCAGAAACCGGUUCAGACACCAAAGGUCCCGACCCCGGCGAGAACUCGUACGAUUUUAAGGAGUAUGAUCUGAAGGAAUACGGUGACACUAAGGAGAUCGAUAUGAAACAGACGUACGAGUAUGGGGAUUAUGGAGACUAUGGCACUGGCGAGGCCAAACCCACCACCUCUGUCUCGGCCUAUGAGGAUGAGUUUGGGCCCGGCAUACCCGCUGAGACCGAGACAGAGUCUAGUAUGGGAGGAGGAGGAUAUGGUGGUGAGAAGGGAGAGAAAGGAGAACCCGCCAUCGUUGAACCUGGGAUGCUGAUUGAAGGACCCCAAGGAGCCCCCGGCCAAGCUGGCCUCCCCGGCUCCCCAGGCUCACAGGGUUCCCCUGGCCCACACGGAGAUCACGGUGACAGGGGUCCUCCAGGGCGGGCUGGUAUUCCUGGUUCGGAUGGAGUUCCUGGUCCUCCAGGUACCAUCCUGAUGCUGCCAUUCCGUGCUGGUGGAGAGGCACAUAAAGGACCAGUGGUCUCAGCUCAGGAGGCCCAAGCCCAGGCCAUCCUUUCCCAAGCCAGGCUCACCAUGAGGGGUACCCCUGGGCCAAUGGGAAUGUCAGGAAGAUCUGGGCCUGCGGGUGGACCAGGAGCUAACGGACUGAAGGGAGAUGGAGGAGACAAUGGACCUCAGGGUCCCAGAGGUCUGCAGGGUCCAACUGGCCCACCUGGGAAGGCAGGAAAGAGGGGCCGUAAUGGAGCUGAUGGUUCUAGGGGUAUGCCAGGAGAGUCGGGGGGUAAGGGGGACCGAGGAUUCGAUGGGUUACCAGGUCUCCCCGGAGAGAAGGGACACAGGGGUGAGCUGGGUUCCAUCGGCUCUCCAGGUGCUCCAGGAGAGGAUGGGCAGAGAGGCGAGGACGGUGAGAUCGGACAACGUGGUCUGGCAGGAGAGAGCGGACCUAGAGGUCUGCUUGGCCCUAGGGGAUCACCAGGGACUGGUGGACAACGUGGUCUCGCUGGACUGGAUGGCCAAGCUGGUCCCAAAGGAAACCAGGGCACACAAGGAGAGUCGGGGCCUGCCGGACAGCAGGGGAUCCCUGGAUCACAAGGUCUUGUUGGUCCUCAAGGCCCGAUCGGACCGCCUGGUGACAAAGGACCGUCAGGUCGUCAGGGAUUGGCUGGUCUGGCUGGUGCCGACGGUCCUCCCGGUCACCCAGGGAAGGAGGGUCCUCCGGGAAUGAAAGGAGGCGUCGGUCAUCCUGGUCCUCUGGGUUCUCUUGGCUACCCUGGCCCUCGCGGUGUCAAGGGCGCUGAGGGCGUCAGAGGUCUUAAAGGCGGUGGAGGAGAAAAGGGAGAGGAUGGUUUUCCAGGCUUCAAGGGUGACAUGGGCAUCAAGGGAGACAAGGGAGAGCUCGGUGUCCUAGGAACCAGAGGUGAAGAUGGACCUGAAGGCCCCAAAGGUCGUUCUGGCCCCAACGGAGAGGUUGGCCCCAUCGGGUCGGCUGGAGAGAAGGGUAAACUUGGUGUCCCCGGGUUACCCGGUUACCCAGGAAGACAAGGACCUAAGGGCUCCAGUGGCUUCCCUGGAUUCCUCGGCUCCAACGGAGAGAAAGGAGGAAGGGGUAUCGCUGGUAAAUCUGGACCCAGAGGACAACGUGGCCCAACGGGUCCCCGUGGUGGAAGAGGUGCCAGAGGACCAACUGGAAAACCAGGUGCUAAGGGAACAUCAGGCAACGAUGGACCUCCCGGUGGACCAGGAGAGAGAGGACCUCAAGGACCCCAGGGGCCAGUCGGCUUCCCAGGUCCUAAGGGCCCAAACGGGCCCCCUGGUAAAGACGGAAUGCCUGGUCACCCUGGGCAGAGAGGAGAGACAGGUUUCCAGGGAAAGACUGGCCCACCUGGGCCUGGAGGGGUUGUAGGACCUCAGGGACCAACGGGAGAGACCGGCGGCAUCGGAGAGAGAGGACACCCUGGUUCCCCUGGACCCCCCGGAGAGCAAGGUUUACCUGGAUCUGCUGGGAAAGAAGGAGGAAAGCCAAAAGCCUUGCCAGCCUCUGGCCAGCAGCAGCACGAAUCAGAUGGUACCUCUACCACUAGUACUGCUGGUGUCACCACCAUGACGGCUAGGAGUUACGACCGUGUGGUUGGGACCAGGAGUUACGACCGUGUGGCUGGGACCAGGAGUUACGACCAUGUGGCUGGGACUAGGAGUUACGACCGUGUGGCUGGGACCAGGAGUUACGACCGUGUGGCUGGGACUAGGAGUUACGACAGUGUGGUUGGGACUAGGAGUUACGACCGUGUGGCUGGGACUAGGAGUUACGACCGUGUGGCUGGGACUAGGAGUUACGACCGUGUGGCUCGGACUAAGAGUUACGACAGUGUGGCUGGGACCCAGAGUUACGACCGUGUGGCUGGGACUAGGAGUUACGACCGUGUGGUUGGGACCAGGAGUUACGACCGUGUGGCUGGGACCCGGAGUUACGACCGUGUGGCUGGGACUACGGCCGUGUGGCUGGGACCAGGAGUUACGACCAUGUGGCUGGGACCAGGAGUUACGACCAUGUGGCUGGGACUAGGAGUUACGACCGAGUUACGACCGUGUGGCUGGGACUACGGCCGUGUGGCUGGGACCAGGAGUUACGACCAUGUGGCUGGGACCAGGAGUUACGACCAUGUGGCUGGGACCAGGAGUUACGACCGUGUGGUUGGGACUAGGAGUUACGACCGUGUGGUUGGGACCAGGAGUUACGACCAUGUGGUUGGGACUAGGAGUUACGACAGUGUGGUUGGGACCAGGAGUUACGACCGUGUGGUUGGGACCAGGAGUUACGACCGUGUGGCUGGGACCAGGAGUUACGACCAUGUGGCUGGGACUAGGAGUUACGACCGUGUGGCUGGGACCAGGAGUUACGACCGUGUGGCUGGGACUAGGAGUUACGACAGUGUGGUUGGGACUAGGAGUUACGACCGUGUGGCUGGGACUAGGAGUUACGACCGUGUGGCUGGGACUAGGAGUUACGACCGUGUGGCUGGGACUAGGAGUUACGACCGUGUGGCUGGGACUAGGAGUUACGACAGUGUGGCUGGGACCCAGAGUUACGACCGUGUGGCUGGGACUAGGAGUUACGACCGUGUGGUUGGGACCAGGAGUUACGACCGUGUGGCUGGGACCCGGAGUUACGACCGUGUGGCUGGGACUACGGCCGUGUGGCUGGGACCAGGAGUUACGACCAUGUGGCUGGGACCAGGAGUUACGACCAUGUGGCUGGGACUAGGAGUUACGACCGAGUUACGACCGUGUGGCUGGGACUACGGCCGUGUGGCUGGGACCAGGAGUUACGACCAUGUGGCUGGGACCAGGAGUUACGACCAUGUGGCUGGGACUAGGAGUUACGACCGUGUGGCUGGGACCAGGAGUUACGACCGUGUGGUUGGGACUAGGAGUUACGACCGUGUGGUUGGGACCAGGAGUUACGACCGUGUGGUUGGGACUAGGAGUUACGACAGUGUGGUUGGGACCAGGAGUUACGACCGUGUGGUUGGGACUAGGAGUUACGACAGUGUGGCUGGGACCCGGAGUUACGACCGUGUGGCUGGGACUAGGAGUUACGACAGUGUGGUUGGGACUAGGAGUUACGACCGUGUGGCUGGGACUAGGAGUUACGACAGUGUGGCUGGGACCAGGAGUUACGACCGUGUGGCUGGGACUAGGAGUUACGACAGUGGUCCAGCUGGUUUGAAGGGAGGCGAAGGACCACAGGGUGCCCAAGGCCCCGUCGGUUCUCCUGGAGAACGAGGUGCUGCCGGUCCUGGAGGUCCCAUCGGUCUAUCAGGACGCACUGGACCCCAGGGAGGCCCGGGUCCAGCCGGAGAGAAGGGGGGCCCGGGAGAGAAAGGUCCCAUGGGACCAGCUGGUCGUGACGGUAUUCAAGGUCCAGUUGGUCUUCCUGGCCCUGCAGGCCCCCAGGGGCCCCCAGGAGAGGACGGAGACAAGGGAGAGGUUGGUGAGCCUGGCCAGAAAGGAAGCAAAGCAGACAAGGGAGAACAGGGACCUCCUGGUCCAGGAGGUCUUCAAGGUGUCAUCGGAGCUCCUGGUCCUGCUGGUACUGAUGGUGAGUCAGGACCCAGGGGUCAGCAGGGUAUGUUUGGCCAGAAGGGAGACGAAGGAUCCAGAGGAUUCCCUGGGCUACCUGGGCCCAUUGGACUGCAGGGCCUGCCUGGUACAUCAGGAGAGAAGGGAGAGAACGGGGACGUCGGCCCAAUGGGUCCGCCUGGUCCUCCAGGUCCCAGAGGUCCCCAGGGUUCUAGCGGAGCUGACGGUGCCCAAGGCCCUCCUGGUGGAGUGGGUUCUAUGGGAGGUAAUGGAGAAAAGGGAGAGAGCGGUGAAGCCGGCAACCCGGGACCAUCAGGAGAGCCCGGUGGUGGAGGCCCCAGAGGAGAGACAGGGGAGAAGGGAGAGUCAGGACCACCUGGAGCUGCUGGACCUGCAGGGGCACGCGGACCCGGAGGAGACGACGGCCCCAAAGGCAACCCUGGUCCCGUAGGCUUCCCUGGAGACCCUGGUCCCCCUGGAGAGCCUGGAGUCGGUGGAUUGGAUGGCUUGGCUGGAGACAAGGGAGAUGACGGCGAGGCCGGUCAGCCUGGUCCAUCUGGUCCUUCUGGAGAAGCCGGGCCUCCAGGACCCCCCGGCAAGAGGGGACCCAUUGGACCAGCCGGUACUGAGGGAAGACAAGGAGAGAAGGGAUCUAAGGGUGAGGCUGGAGCCGAGGGGCCUGAUGGUCAGACUGGACCUGUCGGACCCCAGGGGCCCUCUGGUAAACCCGGACCCGAUGGCCUGCGUGGAAUCCCCGGCCCUGUUGGUGAACAAGGACUUCCGGGUGCCUCUGGAAUGGACGGACCCCCUGGACCUCUGGGACCCCCUGGUCUCGCUGGUCUGAAAGGAACUCCCGGGGGCAAAGGAGAAAAGGGUCACCCAGGUCUGAUUGGUCUGAUUGGGCCGCCUGGUGAGUUCGGAGAGAAGGGAGACAGAGGCCUGCCUGGACCCCAGGGAACUGGUGGAGGCAAAGGAGACACUGGUGUUGGUGGUCCUGCCGGUCCCCUUGGUCCUCCCGGACCUCCUGGUAUUCCUGGACCUGUGGGCUCUAAGGGGUCCAAGGGAUCGUCAGGUGGAGCUGGCCAGAAAGGAGACACUGGUGUGAUUGGACCACCCGGAGCUCCUGGUCCUCCUGGGGACAUCAUCCAGCCGCUGCCCAUCCAGCAGGCGAGCAGGAAGAACAGACGCCAGGCGGAGGACGACGGCGUGCAGGGCGACGAGGCGGGAGGCAUGGCGGACUACGGCAUGGAGACCACAGCGGACGUGGAGGACGUGUUCGGGUCCCUGAAUAACUUGAAGCAGGACAUCGAGAGGAUGAAGUUCCCCAUGGGAACACAGGACAACCCUGCCAGGACCUGUAACGACCUGCACCUCAGCCAGCCUGACUUCCCUAACGGUGAAUACUGGAUCGAUCCUAACCAGGGCUGUACUGGAGACUCCUUCAAGGUCUACUGUAACUUCACCGCUGGAGGAGAGACCUGUAUCUACCCUGACAAGAAGUCCGCAGGCGUCAGAAUAUCUAACUGGCCAAAAGAGGCUCCAGGAUCAUGGUUCAGUGAAUUCAAACGUGGAAAAAUAUUGAACUAUGUGGACAUGGAGGAGAACACCAUCCAGACGGUCCAGAUGACCUUCCUGAAGCUGCUCAGCUCAUCAGCCCGUCAGAAUUUCACCUACAUCUGCCACCAGUCGGUAGCCUGGUACGAUGCCAAGGCAGACGGCUACGACAAGGCUCUACGCUUCCUGGGCUCCAACGACGAGGAGAUGUCCUAUGAUAACAACCCCUUCAUCAAGGCCCUGUCGGACGGAUGCUCGCUGAAGUCGGGCUACUCCAAGACGGUGAUGGAGAUCAACACUCCUCGCGUCGACCAAGUGCCCAUCCUCGACGUCAUGUUUAAUGACUUUGGCGACCCCAGCCAGCGGUUCGGGUUCGAGGUGGGCCCCGUCUGCUUCAUGGGCUAGGACCUGACCAUCCCCUGAACCCCCUCUGCCCUACCCCCUAUAGAACAACACCCCCCCUCCUCCUCUUCCCUACCCCUAUAGCACAACAUGCCCCUCCCUCCUCUUCCCUACCCCCUAUAGCAUAACAUGCCCCCCUCCUCUUCCCUACCCCUAUAGCACAACAUGACCCCCCUCUGCCCUGUCAUAGAAGCAUUGUCCCAGGGGAAGACUCCUCGCCCUUGUAGGGCCAAUCACAUAAUGACUUUAACUUGUAACGAGAGGAAGUGACAUCAGGAAUAAAGGACGUUUGAUGCCGUGGGCGGACAGUGGCACACUUUCAGCAAACAGAGAGGAGGACCCACUCGCCCCAACCCUCAAAACCUCCUUUUCUCCCCCUCGUCUCCCCUCUCCUCACCCUUUACCUUGAUUAGAGGGAGGAUCCACUCACCCCACCCAAGCCCCCUUUCCACCCCUCAUCUCACCCCUCGUCCUUUCCCCUUUUCCCUCCAACCACUCUUCCUACCCUGUCUCGUCCCUUGUCCCUCCCCCAGCCCAGCCUCCUGUCUGGUAGCUCCAGUCCCCUCGUCCCUCCCCCAGCCUCCCUGUCUGGUAGCUCCAGUCUCCUCGUCCCUCCCCCAGCUUCCCUGUCUGGUAGCUCCAGUCUCCUCGUCCCUCCCCCCUCC